Messenger RNA from Aspergillus fumigatus Af293, 654 nucleotides. RefSeq names its product serine-leucine-rich repeat protein. The record is from RefSeq and is a predicted model, not a curated record. The coding region runs from base 1 to 654 and encodes 217 amino acids. The transcript is spliced from 3 exons. Lineage: Eukaryota; Fungi; Ascomycota; Eurotiomycetes; Eurotiales; Aspergillaceae.
AUGUUCCUUAGAAUAUGUGUAUCCUAUAGACUGAUUAAGAAGAAAAGCAGCUAUAUCAACAGCAAUAACAACAGACACAACAACAACAACAGCAACAGCAACAGCAACAGCAACAGCAACAGCAACAGCAACAGCAACAGCAACAGCAACAGCAACAGCAACAGCAACAGCAACAGCAACAGCAACAGCAACAGCAACAGCAACAGCAACAGCAACAGCAACAACAAUGGCAUGAAUUGUGAAACAAGUCAUCAUCAACAAAGGGGGGUGCUUCCAAAUGGAAGCACCGCGUGUCAACCACCCCCGUGCCCUGCGCCAGAAGGACAAGAAGGCCAUCAAGAAGAAGAAGAAGAUGGCGAAGAUGGAUUCAUCCAUCAAGACUCUGGUAAGACUAUCAUUGCCACUACAUAUGUGUAUCGAUCGUCUCGAAAACGCCGCCGCGGCCGAAGAAGCGGAACUUGCGCGCAAGCGCACCAAGGUCAAAGAACUCCUCAAAGCCAUCAAGGAGGCGGAGGAGGAGGAAAAGGGAAAGAAGAACAAGGAGGAAAAGAAGAACAACGAGGGCAAGGAGGACAGGGGCCAGGCUUGUGCCUUGGUUAUGAGAUUCAAGGAAAACACAACAACGACGGCCUCUCGAUGAAACAUGAAAGAUAA